Messenger RNA from Pipistrellus nathusii (Nathusius's pipistrelle), 594 nucleotides. Lineage: Eukaryota; Metazoa; Chordata; Mammalia; Chiroptera; Vespertilionidae. The record is from the annotation of a GenBank genome assembly.
AUGAGGACCUGGGCUUGCCUGCUGCUGCUCGGCUGCGGAUGCCUCGCCCAUGCCCUGGCCGAGGAGGCCGAGAUCCCCCGCGAGGUGAUCGAGCGGCUGGCGCACAGUCAGAUCCACAGCAUCCGGGACCUGCAGCGGCUCCUGGAGAUAGACUCCGUAGGGGUCGAGGAUGCUCUGGAGAGCAGCCUGAGGGCCCGUGGGGGCCGCACCGCCAAGCACGCCCCCGAGCAGCACCCCGUGCCCGUCCGGAGGAGGAAGAGGAGCAUCGAGGAGGCCGUGCCUGCCGUCUGUAAGACCAGGACGGUCAUCUACGAGAUACCUCGGAGCCAGGUGGACCCCACAUCCGCCAACUUCCUGAUCUGGCCGCCGUGCGUGGAGGUGAAGCGCUGCACCGGCUGCUGCAACACGAGCAGCGUCAAGUGCCAGCCGUCCCGCGUGCACCACCGCAGCGUCAAGGUGGCCAAGGUGGAGUACAUCCGGAAGAAGCCAAAGUUAAAAGAAGUGCAGGUGCGGCUGGAGGAGCACCUGGAGUGCACGUGCACGCCCACCGGCCCGAGCCCGGACUUCCGCGAGGAGGAGACGGAUGUGAGGUGA